AUGGCGACCGCGGGCGCAGGGGCGCGAGUGCGCAAGCGCGCGCUGCGACGCCGGCCUCGGCUCCGCGCAGCUGCGGGGCUCGAGGCGAGACGCCGAGCGCCGCGCGGGGGUCGAGCGGGGCCGGAGCGGGGGCGGCCGCCGGCUUCUCGGCCCGGCAGCGCGGGGCAGGCGGCCCGGGUGGGCCGAGCCGGCGCCUGGCGAGCGGCCCGUCGUGGGCCGGAGCUGCCAGAUCCCAGCCCGGCGGCCGCCAGCCGGGCCCGGGGCGGGCGGAGCGCGGUUUCCGGUCGCAGGACACGUAGGUGCCAGGUGGUCGCGACCAUGGCCAUGAACCUCCUGGAGGACUGGUGCCGGGGGAUGGAAGUGGACAUCCACAGGUCCCUGUUGGUCACGGGCAUCCCGGAGGACUGUGGUCAAGCAGAAAUCGAGGAGACUUUAAAUGGGGUCCUCUCCCCGCUGGGCCCAUACUUCGUGCUCAAUAAGAUUUUUCUGAGGGAAGAGAAUGCCAAAGCUGCCCUGAUUGAGGUCGGAGAGGGUGUGAAUCUCAGGGCCAUACCCCGCGAAUUCCCAGGAAGGGGGGGCGUCUGGAGAGUGGUUUGUAGAGACCCCACCCAGGAUGCUGAGUUUUUAAAAAAUCUGAAUGAAUUCCUGGAUGCGGAGGGGCGCACCUGGGAGGAUGUGGUCCGCCUACUCCAGCUUGGCCACUCCCCACGCCCCCAGAAUCAGCCCCGAGAGAACUGGGCAGAAGCUCUGGGGGUGCUCCUGGGGGCAGUGGUGCAAAUCAUCAUCUACAUGGAUGCGGAGAUCCGCAGCCGCGAGGAAGCUAGGGUGCAAGAAGUGGCUGAUGCCCAGGCAGUGGCAACCUCAGCCUCAGCAGCACGGAGGAAGAUCAAGAAGGAGCCAGGGCGGGCUGCAGAAGUAGGUUCUGCUUUGAAGAUCGAGAAUCCUGACUGCUGGCAUGACCCGGGAGAUGAAGGGGACCCUCCCAAACCUGUGGUUCUCAGAGCUGGAGCUAAAAAUCGCUCCAGGAGAAAGAAGCAGAGAAAAAACCCAAAGCAGGAAUCAGUGCCUUGGAAGAAGCCCAAAGGCCAGCAUUCCAACAGCUCAGGCUCCUUGGAGGAUCUUGAGGCUGAUGGUGCUGAAGAUAUGGAGGUCUCAGAAUAUAUCAGGAGCAAAAAAAAGCCGUGUGUGAAGCAGGAGGAGUCAGCUUUGAAGAAGCCUAUGGCAAAAUGUGCCUGGAAGGCUCCCAGUACCCCAUCCCACGAUCCCCCGUCAGAAGCUGUGAGUCCUGGGGUUGCUUUGGAGUCAGACCAAGAUGGCGGUCAGGAGGGCCCCCCAAAGAAGAAAGCCAUGAGCUGGGCCUUGGCAAAGAGUUCUGCCCCCAUGAGAAAGAAGAAGAAGGUGAGCUUGGGCCCUGUUUCAUACGUCCUUGUUGAUUCAGAAGAUGCCAAGAAGAAGCCAGCGAUCGCAAAGAAAGGGCCAGGCUCAAGAAGAGAUGCCUCCGUUCGGAAAGCCCUCCGAGGCCCCCAGCCUGAGGGAUUGCCAGCCUCAACGUCUCAGGGCCCAAAGGCCAAGCCAGAAGGCUCUCCUCCUGCCUCUAGUGGUCAGAAUGGCAACAGAAGUCAUUUGGGUUGUGCCAGCAAGUGGAUGAGUGGGGAAGAGCAGGAGCAGCAGGUGGGCAUAGAGGCACUCGGGGGCAUGGCAGGUCAGGUGGUGCGUGAGGAGGAUCCCAGUGCAGCGGAGGAGGCAGAUGACACACCAGCUGAGGCUUCAGAGGGCGAGAGCCCUGACCUCCCUCCUAGGAGCCCCUGAAGGCCAAUCCUGGGGACACCCAAGGGCAAAGUGAACCCCCCACCUCUUGUUUGUUGGUCUGCAGAAGGUGUUUUCUGCCAUCUGUUUGCAUACAGCCAAACUCCUUAGAAGUGUGGCUGAUGACAAAGGUUGGAAGCGGGAGACACUGCGUCCUGCGCAUGCCCUGUAACGUAACGCUCUGGAAGAAGUUUCCCUUUGUAAUUCACAUGCUCUAAUUCUGCGGUGAGUCUCAGCUUUAUGAUAGCACGUCAGCGUAUUCACAAGGCGCUGAAUAAUAGUAUUGUCAUUCAGAGUUUUAGCCCUUUAUGUGUCUGGGGGCGGCUCUCUUCUGACUUCAGUUUUUGUGUCUGAGAACGUGAACAGUUGUUAGAUGUUGUUACCAGUUCUGCCUUGAAAAUAAACAUCUUGCAUCAAUUGAUUUCAAAAACCUGGAUGAGUCUUCACUGAAGAUGGAGGAAAGAAAGAAACAGGUUUCCGUUUGCAGCUAUUCCUCCACAUGUGUGUGCAUCGAGGUUUUUCUUGGGUUUGCGCAAAACAAAACACAGCACACUGGACUCUUCAAGAUGAGGAAAGCCUGGGAUUCCCCAGCACCCAGGUUCAAAAUCAGGUCGUUAAGACUUCAUUGUGUUAACAGAUGGUCACCGUGAUGGGUAAUUGUAAACAUAUAUGUUACAAAAUAAAAUAUCAACUCUC
Messenger RNA from Canis lupus familiaris (dog), 2502 nucleotides. It is a transcript of the gene PNMA8A, whose product is annotated as PNMA family member 8A. The record is from RefSeq and is a predicted model, not a curated record. The transcript has 3 exons. The coding region runs from base 1 to 1809 and encodes 602 amino acids. Lineage: Eukaryota; Metazoa; Chordata; Mammalia; Carnivora; Canidae.